AUGUCAGCAGUGUUAGCCAUCAUUGAUCAGUCUACAGUGAGUUCAAGUAGUCCUCUUGUGCAGUCAUGCCUCAAUCUGUUAAAAGAUUUUGUCUGCAAUGAAGAUUUCAGCUUGUCAUCUGGGACGUUGAAAAUGUUGAUUCAGUUCCCAAUGUUUGUUGAUCUGGAAUAUGUAAUAUCUGUGGAAUCAUAUGUUGCUCCUCUUUCACUUAUCAAGGCCAUUGUGAAAAAGAAGGUUCAAGUCCCAGAGAUAUAUGAUAUUGCAGAUCAGAAACGCAUAGAACAACAUUUUAGCUUUCUGGUGAACAAUCUAAGCUACAAGCAUCCAACUGGAAGACAAGCGGUUCUUGACGUGCUUCAAGCACUUAUCGGAAAAUUCUCAAAACUUGAUGAUCUAGGCAAGCAGCCAGUUCUUGACCAGCAGUCUGAAAUUUUGUUUCUUGAGCUUGCUCGUCGUUUGGCAACCGAUGAUUGUGAAGAUGUGUUGUCCAAGACUGGUGAUGUGAUAAAGCUUCUGGUAGGUCGCAUCAGUAAAGAUAAAGCUGAUUCCAGUCUCGAGCGGUGUCUGGUUUGGUAUAACCAAGAGGAUUCACAGGCUAUAGCAGCACAGGUAAUUGGAUUAUUCAUUGAAGCAAGGAAAGAAGCUUUUCGGAAGCGUAUCCGCGAUAUAUUGUUGCAGGAAGCUAAAACGAUAUUGGAAUCUGUUGUACAGUUGCAAGAUGCUAUUGAGGAAGGCAAUAUUACUCUUUUCUGGAAAAAAGCAUUCUAUACACUGGUUAUGAUUGAGAAGUUGCUCAAGCAAUUUCCUGAUUUGUGUUUUGGAAAAGGCAUUAUAUGGGAGGAAGAAAAGUCUGAGAAACUAGUAGCUGAUUCUCUUCUCGAGAAGCCGAGUAGCCUUUUCACGGUAGCUGCUUCUCUUUGCUCUCAGUUAAAGGAGCAUGGCGUCACACGCAACAAAGACGAUGAUACCAAAAGAGAGAAGAUUAUUACAGACAAUAUUGUUUUUGCAGUCCCUAGUCUUCAUUCUCUGAUUGAACAAUCCAAUCAUCAUCAUGAGUUUUGGUCAAUUCUUGACAAAGAUGAGCAAGUGGUGUACCUCAAAGCCUUUGAACUUCUUGAUUCAGGGAAAGGAAGGUCUACUUUUCUAGCUCUUGCUUUGGGGAAACGUACUGCAAACGAUGUGAGAAAUGUGUUGAUUGGAAGUUUGCUCAAAAGAAUGGAGAAGAUUGCUCUUGAUACAGAGUCACUUCAGAUGAGAAUUGUGUUCAACGUCUAUAAAGACUUUGCCAAAACUGAAACAAGAAGAGUGUCGCCUCUACGCCUUUAG
Arabis nemorensis is the source of this 1326-nucleotide messenger RNA. NCBI's taxonomy places the organism in Eukaryota, Viridiplantae, Streptophyta, Magnoliopsida, Brassicales, Brassicaceae. The record is from the annotation of a GenBank genome assembly.